Colletotrichum scovillei is the source of this 684-nucleotide messenger RNA. RefSeq names its product V-type ATPase. The coding region runs from base 1 to 510 and encodes 169 amino acids. The record is from RefSeq and is a predicted model, not a curated record. Gene Ontology annotation, cellular component: proton-transporting V-type ATPase, V0 domain. Gene Ontology annotation, molecular function: proton-transporting ATPase activity, rotational mechanism. The transcript has 3 exons. Gene Ontology annotation, biological process: proton transmembrane transport. Lineage: Eukaryota; Fungi; Ascomycota; Sordariomycetes; Glomerellales; Glomerellaceae.
AUGGACGAAAUCGUCUUUGCGAACCUGGACCGCUGUCCAUCGUACUCGUCCUUCUUCGGCGCAAUGGGCUGCAUAUCCGCCAUCGUCUUCACAGUCCUCGGCUCCUCCUACGGCACCGCCAAAUCCUCCGCCGCAAUCUUCGCCGCCGGCGUCCUCCGCCCGGACCGCCUCAUGCAAAACACCCUCUGCGCCAUCAUGGCCCAGAUCCUCAGCAUCUACGGCCUCGUCGCCGCCGUCAUCAUCGCGAACCGCCUCGUCGAGAAGCAGGCCCUCCACACGAGCUUCCUGCAGUUCGCCGCGGGGAUCAGCGUCGGCUUGUGCGGGCUCGCGGCGGGGUUCGCGAUUGGGAUUGUCGGUGACGCUGGAGGUGAACUUGUUUCCUCUCCGAUCCCACUUCUUCCCCUUGCUCCCUCCGUUUCCCCUACCCCUUGUAUUGUUUACUCUGCGCUGUCGAUGAUACCUACGGCCUUCGGUCCAGGGACAAAGAGGCAUAAGAAAAGACCACAGUAAACUGACAUCCACCCACAGUCAGAGCGACGAACCAACAACCGCGUCUAUACACAGGCAUGGUCCUAAUCCUCAUCUUCGCAGAGGUCCUAGGCCUCUACGGCCUCAUCGUCUCCAUCCUCCUGCUCUCGACUUCGCAAACGCAAGUCACCGACUGCUCAGGCUCCUGAAAAGCCC